AUGUCGAAAGUAUCAUCUCUAUUUCAAACAAUAUCUCAUCCAUCCGAAAUUAGUGCUCUUAUCCAAUUUAUAUUUUACAAGCCUAAAAAUAUACUUGAAAUUAAAUCAGAAAACAAACAAAAGAUACGUUGUUAUGAGUUUCUAGAUCAAACUUCUCGUGGUCCCCUUGAAAAAGAUCGUCAAUUACUCGUAGAAUUUGAUGUUGUGAUUGAUGAAUUUUUGUCUCUUAGAAAGGAGUUUCGUGAUAUCAUCGCUGACAUAACGAAUAAGAUGGGAAAUGGUAUGGCUGACUAUGUAAAAGAUGGUGCACACACAAAUGGG
Cetraspora pellucida is the source of this 321-nucleotide messenger RNA. The record is from the annotation of a GenBank genome assembly. Lineage: Eukaryota; Fungi; Glomeromycota; Glomeromycetes; Diversisporales; Gigasporaceae.